This is a messenger RNA of Acanthamoeba castellanii str. Neff, 6057 nucleotides long. Its product is annotated as PH domain containing protein. Gene Ontology annotation, molecular function: protein binding. Lineage: Eukaryota; Discosea; Longamoebia; Acanthamoebidae. The record is from RefSeq and is a predicted model, not a curated record. The coding region runs from base 1 to 6057 and encodes 2018 amino acids. The transcript is spliced from 31 exons.
AUGGUGCCCAGAGGCAAGACGCUCAAGCUGGGCCACGUGUGGGUCCAGAAACUCGGGGCCAUCGGCAGAUUUAAGGAGCGAUUUUGCGUAUUGACAACCAACAACCAGCUCGAGUACUACCAGAAGCAAGAGGACUACCACGUGCACAAGGUGAAGGGUGUCAUUCCUGCGCUGGACACCUGCGUCAUCGAUGUGCUGGCAAUCGACAAGAAGCAGUCCCACUCAUGGACUGUGUGCAGCGCCGGUGGGUUGUCGCUUCAGGGGUCAGGCGAGCCUGUUGCUGAGUACCGAUUCCUGCUGGCCACUGAAACCGAACAGGAGAAAACCAACUGGGUGCUGGAGAUCCUCAAGCUGCGCCAGGUCGAGGCGAUCAUCGCCUUGCUGGACCAUGCCACUCUGCACACGUAUGCAGCGCACGCACUCUCGAAUAUUGCCUCGGGUCGCGAUGAUGUAAAGAAGGAGGAAAUUGUACAGAGCGCAGGGCAUCUGCGGAUGCUCCGCUUCCUUAAGGAUUGCCCCGACGAUGCCAAGCUGCACUCGACCAUUAUCUACGCCCUCUCUCAAGUCGCCCUGCUCGAGGCCAACAAGGAGGAGAUCGGCUGCUCGUGCUUCAAGAAACUGUACAAACUAUUUACGAAAUCUCCCAACGAAAGCGUGCGCGAGUACGCCCUACAGACGAUCGCCCAUCUGGCCACCACACCACACAACCAGGACCGACUGUGGCUGUCGGGCAUGGGCGACAGCCUGAGCCAGUUGGUCGGGGCGAAGGACAGUGUACAGAGUUCUGCCAAUGCCACGCUCAAGUUCAAGGGCUACGCGCUGCUUGCGUUGGGCAACACAGCCGCACGAGAGGUGUACGCCUGGCGCGUCUCCAAACUCAUGGAGCACAUCCCCGAGCUCCUCUACCGCGAGGGGGAAGAGGGCGCCUCGAGCACCUCUUUCGAGCGGGAUGCGGCCGAGUGUGCGCUCAUCGCCCUUCUCAACUGCGCUUCGCAUGCGUCCGUCUAUCAGGACGAAGUGCGCGACAAGACUGCUCAACUGCUGCACCACCUGGGCUCGGACUGGAUGCUCAAGUCCGACUACAAGCGGAUCAGACACCUGUCCCUGCGGCUCGCCGCCAUCUUUGCGCGAGAGGAACAAAACAGGAAAGCUGUUGCGCAGGCUGGAGGUCUGGGCAUGGCCCUGGAGAUCAUACAGGGCGGCGAGAGCGAAGACUUGGCAAAGCUCCGAGAGGACUCGGCGCUCGACUCGGCGCUCGCGCUUGUGAAUCAUUUCGCGCAGGACGAACGUUUCAUCGACACGGUGGAUACGACGGUCAACAUCGCCACCCUGUUGAGGUGCGUGGCUUCGUGCGCGCCCGACCUGUAUGCCCCCGCAGCGAACGUCCUGCGGCAGCUCUAUUUUCGGCGACCAGGCGAGGCCAAGCAGAGCCAGACGGCAUUUCUGGACCUCUUCUGGAGCCUUUGGCCGCGAUCCGCCAAGCAGUCGUUCACUUUCGGCAAUAUCGUGGCGCUGGAGCACGGCUCGCAGGGCUCGGUCGCGUUCAAAUUAGCCCCGAUCGCCAAACCGCUUCGCGGGAAGAUCAUCUGCGACGUUCUGCAGGUCGUGGAGAUCUCGACGCGGUGCAGCGUCGGACUGAAGGCGAUGUGCUAUCCUACCACCAACCAACAACCAACCGGCAGCCACUCAACCGCGCAGACCACCGACAAAGCAGAGCUGCAGCAACAGGCUUCAUCGCCGGCUAGUCCUGGAUCCAGGGGCGGUCGGCCCGACGGUGCCAGCUGCUGGCUCGAGCGCCUGGUGGACUGCGUGAAGGCCUGGUCGGAAUCCGACGCCAAGGAGGAGAUUCGGGACAAGGCGCAGGAAAUUGACGCGCUGCACCAGCUGUCAAAGCUGAAGGCCAGCCUCGACGGGCCAUUUGGUUCGCCGCGCAGCAAGCGAAGUCCGACACUGUCUUCAUCGCCGAAAGAGGCGUCGCCCCGGCUGACGCGGGUCAAGAAGGAAAAGGCCUCGACCUGGUCCAGCGCUGUCCCCACCAGCCCGCGCGGCCAGGGGCCUCUCACCAGCCCCCGCGGCCAAAGCCCCAGCCCGACCGCGAGUCCCAGACCCAGAGGCCAGAGCAAGCGAGUCUCACGCGACAAGAAGGAAAAGAAAAAGAAAGCGAAAGGCGAGAAGAAGGAAGCGGAGGAAAGCGACGACGUGAUCACCCUGCUCAUCACCACCUUGAGCAACUGUUCCGCGCAUGGAGCGGCGAGGACGGUUUUGGGCUCGGCCAAGGCGGUGUCGGUCAUGAUCGCUUGCAUGCCGUCGCUCGGCGAUCGGAAGAAGGCCUUCAUUGCCUCCACCCGCUUGCUGGCCAACUGCAUGCGAUUAGAAUCCUGCCGCGGCGAGGUGCUGGCCAACUCCCACCACCUCAAGUACCUGGUCGCGCUUCUGCGCGACGUCAACGCCUCUGUGCGGGCACGAACACAUAUUGCCCGCGCAAUCGCUUCCCUCCCCUAUUCUGGAGCCGCCGUUCUGGCGAAGCACGAAGUCGCUGAGCAACUAAUGAAGGUGGCCGCGACCGAGUUUCUCGAGGAGAAGAGGAAGCUGCGCAAGAAGGAGAAGAAAAGCCACGGCUCUCUCGUCGAUCACCACGCCAUUUGGGUUCAGAACCUGCUUCUGGCUCUACGCAACUUCUCAGCCUCCGGACGCGCUGAAGCUGUAGGCUUGCGAGAGGCGCUCGGCCGGAGCGGUGCCUGGGAUGCGGUCGUGAGCCAAUUCUCCGCUCCGACAGCCGACACUGUCCAAAUCGCGGCGCUGCGCGUGCUGGCCUUGGCCGCCGCUUCCAUCUCUGGCAAGGAUCGCACGCUGUGCGCUGUUGAGGGCGUGGACCAGUUUUUGAAGAGCGACAACGAGCGGGUCAAGGAGUACGCCGCUCAGGUCCUCAACUUCAACUUUCUGAAGCACAAGCGAGCAAGUGUGACCUCGUCACUGCCCAACGUGCGUGAGAUGUUUGCGGUCAUACAAGUCUCCCAGAACCCGGUCGUGCUCGAACAGCUUCUGGAGGCGCUUCACCGAUUGCACCUCUACACCGACCGGGCGGACGACGUAGCGCUCCUCCGACGGGCGGCGGUCGAUCAUGUGGCGGUUCUGACCUCGCUUCUCGGCGAUCCACACACCAAAGCCAUCCGCUUCUACGCAUCUAAGUUGAUCAUCAGCGCCUCGGUCAAUGAUGAUGCCGAGGUGGCCAUCGGGAACCCGGCUUCGCUUCUCGCGUUGGCUUCGCUCUUCAACAACCCCGGGGUCACUGUGCGGCAGCCCGGCGAGUGGUCGCUCCCCACCGAGAACCGGUCACGCCGCAAGCGAAGAAAAGAGGCGCAGCAGCAGCAGGGGAACGAGGCGGUGGUGGCAGCGAAGGCAAGCGAAGAAAAAGAAGAGACCGACGGCGGUGCCAAGCAGUACGAAGACAAAGACGAAAGCGAAGGCAGCAGAUCUUCUGCAGGAUCGCGAAAGAACGAAAAGGAGAAGAAAAAGCAGAAGAAGAUCAAGAGCAAGAACAAGGAAAAGGAGAAAGAAAAGGAAAAUGAGGCCCAUUGCCGACAACAGCACCUGCUGGAGCUCUACGUGCGAGGGCCGCCCGGACCGACGCUGGCCUUCGAGUUUGCGGCCGAGGAGCUCUUCGUCGAACAGUCAGCGCGGGCCAUCGCGCAGGGCAGCUACGACCAGACGCUGCCGGAGCCGCUGGGCUCGCCCACAUCCAUGCGCGGGCGUGACGGGGCGGCCCAGCAGGGACUCGACCUGCCCCUGGGGUCCGCCGGCGGGCAGGGCGGCAAGCGGGGCUCCAUUCACAAGACCCGACUGAUGACCCUCACCCAGCUCAACCCGAGGGACGUCGCAGGCUAUCUCGAUCACGAAUCCCAAUCGCCGCGUUCGGCGGGUAGGAGCGACGCUGCCGCGUCUACUCUGGCUUCGUCGCCGUCGUCCGAAGGUGGCGACAGCAUGUCGCCGCGCACGCUGGCCGCCCGGCACCCGCGGCUCGGGCUGCAGGGCAAGCGCGUGAGCUCGCGCAGCCUGGGGAACUCGUCGGGGGGCGGCAACCUGCGGCGCAGCAUCUCCGAGCGCACGUCCAACGAGAUCCGAACGAUGCUGGUCGGCCGGGCCGACGACGACCCCACGGCGGGCAGCACUCCUCGAGGCGACAGCGUAGAGGCGACGAGCGACGGGCAGAGCGAUGGAGUGUCGACAACGACAAGCGACAAGUACGCGCAGGCCGCAGCCGAGACCAGCCCGGCGUCGGCGAAGGGGAAGAAGAAGGAGAAGAAGGAAAAGGACAUGGAAAAGGAGAAGGAAAAAGAGAAGAAGCGGAAGACGCGACGGCUGAACGUGUCGCGAUCGGUGCGCAGCUUCGAUCGUAUCAACAACGAGGGGACGAGCAGCUGCGAGGAGCUGAUGAGCCGGGCCAAGCGGGUGGACGAUAUGAAGGCCGCCAUGAAGCGCAACGCGAGCGCCUCGGCCGCGGCCUCAGCCGCUGGGAUUCACGGCAAACGCGUCUCCCCGACCACCUUCCGCCCCUUGGGCCACGAUGAUGACGGUGACGAUGAUGAUGACGUGCCGGUGCUGCCGCGGGAGCGGAGCGGCUCGGCGAGCCUCAUCGUCGGCCCGGUGGGCAAGAGCCUCCACAACUCGCUGCUCGACGACAUGCACAAGCGCAGCAAGAAGGCGGCGCCCAAGAAGGAGCUGAGCCACUCCGACGGCAGUCGGACGGUCGAGACCCCCGCAGCCGCCGGGAGCGAUGGCGUCGGCGUCGAGAGCAGCAAGAGCAAGGCCAGCAGCAGCGAGAAGAAGUCGACGACGGCGACGGCGACGAUGGCGGCGGCGGAGGACGUGGCGGGCGUGGAGAAGGUGAAGAAGGUGAAGAAGGGCGCGUCGGUGCGGGAGAAGCGGAGCAAGAAGCCGAUGUCGGCCCGAGUGCUGAGCGCCGACCACGGCCGCACGCAGCAGGUCAAGAAGGAGGGCGAGAACGGAGACCGCAAGCGCACGCACAGUGACAGCAUGCUGGCACCACCGACGACGAAGAAGGAGGGCUCGCAGCAGCAGCGGCAAGAUGGCGACGAAGGCGAGGAGGGCGAAGCGAAGAAGGACUCGCUGGCGGGCCGGAUCUACGGCGAGAAGCAACUGCAGGCCUUUGUGAACUACUGGGGCAUCGUACACCCGGAGUUUGUACCGCACGGUGAGUCGCUGCUCUCCUACUUGCAGGAAAACAUUUUGGUCACCGGCCACGAUGACGACAUCGAGCUGAGCGGGGUUAAGGGUGACGACGACAAUGGCCCCAGCGGGUGGGCGCAGGCCAAAGGCGCGGUGGCCGCGGCCAGUUCGCUCACCAUCCAGGCCGACAAGCAGACCGUUUCCUACUGGCCCGUGGGGAGUACGAUCAGCGCCAGGCCCCUGGCGAGUGCCACUACCACGACGGCGACGACAGCUACGGGCGUCGCCGAUGCCGGCUCUGCCGAGCUCAGCCUUGGCGCAAAGGAGGCCGCCUCUUCGCCGGUGAGCCACACCAGUCCCUGGCCCUAUUUCGAGAUCCUAAUCGUGAAUCGUGGCUACUACGGGUCGAUUGCAGUCGGUUUGGGUGCCAAGAACCAUCCUGCCACGGCCAAGCCCGGUUCUGUGCUCGGGUCGUACGGUUGGCACGGCGACGGGAACAAGUGGGCCCACGGCAAGAGCUCCCUCUACCCGGCCAAUGCCGAGUCAUUCGACGAGGGGGACGACGGCUCCGAGUUGUACUUCAACACGGGCGACGUCAUCGGCUGUGGCUUCAACGACGUCACCUCGGAGGUCUUCUACACCAAGAACGGCCUUUUCCUCGGGGUGGGCCACACGGAGGUGUCGAUCCAGCCUUCGGAGCCCUUGUACGCUGUCGUCUCACUGGCCGGACCGCAGGAAAAGGUCUGGGCCAACUUCGGCCAGGCCCCGUUCCUGUGGGACUUCCAAUACCACCAGGCCCAGCUCUCGGCACGACAAAACUCGCUUGACACGCCUCCCUCGUUCUUCCUGAAGUCAGCCAAGCUCUCUUGA